Messenger RNA from Cornus florida, 930 nucleotides. RefSeq lists its product as uncharacterized. Bases 1 to 930 code for a protein of 309 amino acids. The transcript has a single exon. The record is from RefSeq and is a predicted model, not a curated record. Lineage: Eukaryota; Viridiplantae; Streptophyta; Magnoliopsida; Cornales; Cornaceae.
AUGUAUACCGAAGAUGCUAUGAAUUCUAGGAAGGGCAAAGAAGUCAACACAAGAAAGGAGAUAAGAAAAGGUCAGCCCCUUUCUCCACAAGAUGAAAGAGAUUCCAAGCUCAAAAGGCCUGAUAGGUCCCCUAGAGUCCCUAGAGGGCGAGAUAGCUACACCAAUUUCACUCCCUUAAAUACUCCUAUUAGUCAAAUCUUGAUGCAGCUCCAAGACGACCAUACCUUGAAGCGGCCCCCUAAGUUAAAGUCAGAUCCAACAAGAAGGUCUAAGGACAAGUAUUACCGGUUCCAUAAAGACCAUGGGCAUAAUACCGAUGAUUGCUUUGACUUGAAAAGCCAGAUUGAGAACCUAAUUCGUCGGGGGAAGUUACAUGGGUACGCAGCAGAUUGUGAGAAGGGUACUGGUCAACCUAUUCGUGAGAAUAGAGAGAAUAAUCCCCCUGCCCACCCAUUGGGUGAAAUAAAGGUGAUCUCCGGUGGACUAGCAGGAGGUGGAGAGUUGAGCUUGGCACAAAAAUCCCAUGUUAGGAGAGCCCGGAGCUCCAUAGGAGUCAACAAGGUUGGGAUAUCCAAACCCCAAACGAAGUUCCCGAAACGGGAAGGUGAGGUUAUCAUUUUUUCGGAGGAAGAUGCCAAGGGAGUUCAGCAGCCGCAUGACGAUCCAUUAGUGGUGACAGUAGUUGUGGCCAACUACACAAUCCAUCGAGUAUUAAUCGACAAUGGUAGUUCGGCUGACUUGUUAUUUAUUGAUGCUUUCUACAAAUUGUGUAUUGGCAGGGGAGGGUUAAGGCCAACAAAAUCCCCUCUCAUUGGUUUUUCUGGGGAAAAAGUCUUUCCCUUGGGAAUAGUUACACUUCCUGGUGGAUUUUUUUGUGGUGGACUGUCCGUCUACUUACAAUAUAAUAUUAGGGAGAACGGCUCUAAAUAA